AAAAAUAUAUAAAAAGUAACAAUCUUUGGUGAUCCAUUGAAAUUGAACUUUUACUCAAACUCAUAAAGUGUUUAUCAGUGGUUUUUAUGAAUUUAAAUACUUGGCAAAGAGUUCCGAAAAUUUCUGAAUUAACGUUAGAAAAGUGCCUACAAUUAAAGCUGCCGGCUUGAGCAUCAAUUCAAGAAACCAAAUCGGUACACAAAAUUGUCAAUUGCUGCUUUAAUUCUACAAAAAGACGGCGGGGCACACAAUGCGAGCGGGUCAGUGACAUGGCCGAGGGCUGCGAGGACUCUGCCGGUGCCGCUGAAUCCACCACGUCACAGUACAAGCUAGACAAGAUGCUGGGCACUGUGUUGCCCUGCGAGGCGGCUAUUGUGGCAACGCCCGGCAGCAGCAACAACAGCAGCAACACUGCCAGCAACAUUGUAAAGCGAGAGUUUUGCGAUGGCAGCAUUAUGCCAGGUGCUAAUGUCAACAACAACAAUAGCACGACCAGCAACAAUAAUAACAACAACAGCAACAACAAUAACAUCAAUACCAAAAUGCAAGCAUUGAUCUGCAACAGCAGCAGCAGCAACAACAAUGCCAACAGCAGCAGCAGCUCAUCAUCCUCAUCCUCGUCAUGCUCAUCCACCUCGUCCAGUUCGUCGGCGAGCACUUUAACCAGCUGCACCACAGCGGCCAUAGUGCCCUCGAAUAGCUCCACAAAUGCCAACAAGUCACCCGAUUCGCCCUACUCCCAAAGCGGCACCAUUGGCAUCGGUGUCGCCAGCCUUGCCAGCCCACUGCGCGAGGCCAGCCCCUUGCUGUCCAGCCGCUGCUCACCGGCGGCCGCUGCGGCGCAGUCACCAUGUGGCGGUGCCACGCCAGCAUCACCCCCAUCUGUCUCCUCCAACAGUUCGUCGCAUGUGCUGGCGCUCAACAUCAAAACCGAGUCGGACUACGACAAGGAAAUUAGCUGCAACAAAAUCCUCUCGCCCAGCAGUAGCAGCCACGCCCACCAACACCAUCCCCUGCAUCACCAACAGCCGCAGCAACAGCAGCAGCAGCAGCACCACCACCACCAUAACCACAUCAAUAGCAAUGAAGAAGAUAUGGAGACAACGCUGCUCUCGCCCGCACACUCCACCCACUCAGGCUACGACACCAAGGAUCAUGUCAAGGAACUGGAGUUCUAUAAGAAUCUAGCCGCCAAGGCUGCCUCGCUGGCCAAUCAUCAUCAGCGCGACACAAACUCCGCCUCGCCAUUGCCCAUGCAAAUCGAUGUGGACGAUGACGAUGCGGAGGAUCCCACGGCCGAGGCAAUGCGUCUGCGACGCGAGGAACAGGCUCAGGCCAAGGCAUUUGCAGCGCAUCUAAAUGGAACUAUGCAAGACAUGAUAAAUUUGCAAAAAUUACAAAAUUUGGCCACUCUGCAACAGCAGCAGCAACAACAACAGCAACAUCCGCAUGCACAUUCACAUUCACAUCAUUCCCAUCAUCAUCCGGCGACGGCAGCAGCACUAGCAAGUCUUCAGGGCUUAGCUGCCUCCGUGUUUAACUCACCAUUGAAUUUGAGCGUUGGCGCCGAGGCUGUGGGAACAACAACAACAGCAGCAGCAGACAACAGCAGCUGCCACAAUGGCAACAACAAGCACAAGACGUCAAAGGGCAAUAGUAACAGCAGCAGCAACAGCAACAGCUCAGCCCCCGGCAACUCAUCCAGCCAACAGCCGCAGGAUAAUCCCAGCAGCAGCAGCUCACCCCACGCGCAUCCCCUCAACGCGACGACGCUGGCCAAUGUUUUGGCUGCGGCGACCGCAUCGCCACCGCCAGCGCUCCAAGCGCCGCCGGCGAGCGCCCAAAUGCCGCAACUGAUACUCGCCUCCGGCCAGCUGGUGCAGGGCGUCCAGGGUGCCCAGCUACUCAUACCCACAGCGCAAGGCAUUGCUGUUCAGACCAUUCUCACCAUUCCGGUGAGUCCACAGAUACCCACCAGCGAACAGUUUCUACCCAACGCAUUUGGCGCCUUUGCCAGCUACCAGCAACAACAGCAGCAACAACAGCAGCAGCAGCAACAGCAACGUGAACAACAACGCGAACAGCAGCGUGAAUUGUUGGCUCCACCGUUGGCUGCCAUGCAGCAUGCGACGGCCUUGCCACAAUUGGCGCAAACACCCACGAAUUUACUGAAGCCCAAUCUGUUCUCGACGGGCGUGCAGCAGUUGUUGACGGCACUGCAUCCGGAGCUGUUUGCCGCUGCCGCUGCCAACCAUCAGCAACAGCAGCGGGAGCAGCAACAACAACAGCUGGCUGCAGCAGCAGCAGCCGCCGCAGCAGCGAGUCACUUGCCACAUGCCCACCUUGCCGCCGAUUUGAGACGCUCGGCGGAACGAACGCCACCGAGUGGCUCACCAACUGUGGGCAGUCCGGCGCUGCCGAGCAAGCAACCACCACCACCACCGCCGCCAGCAGCUGCAUUUCUGCUGCAGCAACAGCUGCACAUAAAGCCCGAGACGCAGACGCAUCUACAUCAUCAUCAUCAUCUGCAUGGAACGACAAGCUCGACAGCUGUCAGCCAGUCAUCGACACAUCCGCAAAUCAGUUUGCGGCAUCCCGAUGAGCUGACGGCCCCGCAACUGGAACUGAAGCCAUUGGAGCUGAGCAGCGGCAGCAGCAGCGUCUCCCCGCCAGCCUUGCCGCCUUCGGCAUCUGCGCUGGCUCGCCAUCAUUUCGGACACAAUCUGCGCAGUGCGGCUGGCAGCUCACCCAAGCACAGUCCAGGACGCGGCACAGGCAUGAAUCUCAGCCAGCAUCACGAGCGCAUGGAGAGACGCUCGCACACGCCGACAGCGACGGCGACGAGAGCGAGCACUGGGCUGAGCGGGUCGAGUGCCGGAUCAGUUCAUCAUUUGCCACACGAAAGAGGUUCAGGGAAUAAUCCAACGGGCCGUUUGACGCCCACUUCAUCGGCGACAGCUCCACCUGGCGGUGGCAAUGAAAGAGGCUACUCAUCUCCACUGUUUCGCACACACUCGCCACCGGUGCAUGUCCUGAAUAUGGGCACCUCGCCUCGACUGGAACGCGACUAUCUGGGCAAUGGACCAAGUUUGAGCGGUGGCUCCAGUGGCGUCUCCGGCGGAACCACCAACUGCACAGCGGCAGCAGUUGCGUCCAGUUCCGCGGGCAAUGUACUUAGCAGCAUCAACAGACUCAGUGCCUCGAAUGGCGAGUUGACCAUCACGAAAUCCUUGGGCCCGCCAACUGCAACAGCCACGCGUGCCUCAUCCGCCUCGCCGCGUGACGAUUCACCCGUGCUGAUGCCAUCCACAUCGGGUGCUUCUCUCAUGCAGCCCCUCAAGCUGAGCCCCUCAUCCCGCAGCGAACCGCCGCAUCUGUCACCCAAUGACAAUGACAAUGACAACGACCUGCUCAUGGAUUCACCGAAUGAACCCACCAUCAAUCAGGCCACCACCAACGUAGUCGACGGCAUCGACCUGGAUGAGAUCAAGGAGUUUGCCAAAGCAUUCAAACUGAGACGGCUCUCGCUGGGCCUCACCCAGACCCAGGUGGGCCAGGCCCUAUCGGUGACAGAGGGACCAGCGUACAGCCAGAGUGCCAUUUGCAGUGCACUCGCUGCGCAGAUGUAUGCCGCUCAGCUGUCGACGCAACAACAGAACAUGUUCGAGAAACUGGAUAUAACACCAAAGAGUGCACAGAAAAUCAAGCCAGUGCUGGAGCGCUGGAUGAAGGAGGCCGAAGAGAGUCACUGGAAUCGCUACAAAUCGGGCCAGAACCAUCUGACAGACUAUAUUGGUGUGGAACCGUCGAAGAAACGCAAACGUCGCACCUCGUUCACCCCUCAGGCCCUAGAGCUGCUGAAUGCGCACUUUGAGCGCAAUACGCAUCCUUCGGGCACGGAAAUUACUGGGCUGGCCCAUCAACUUGGCUACGAGCGAGAAGUGAUUCGCAUUUGGUUCUGCAACAAACGGCAGGCACUCAAAAAUACCGUUCGCAUGAUGUCCAAGGGUAUGGUCUAGGUGGGGCAUCAUCUUGCUGGACGGACGUGCUACAUACUGUAUAUAGUUUGUGUGUAUUUUGUGAUAGUUUUAAACACUUAGCGUUUAGCAUUUAGGCCAUGUAAUGUAAAAAGGUGUGUCAUAGCAUUUACAAUAAAUGUCAGCAUAUGCCCCCCACACCCCCUCCCCUAUCCUUCCCCAACCAUCUGAGCCCCCUAACUAAAAAUUAAUACUAUUUACGCAUAACAUUACGAGUAAUAUUAAUCAUAUCCCAAAUAGCCUAAAAGUAGUCUAAAGUCUAUAGGCAGUUUUUAGGGCCCAUUUUAUGAUAUUGAUGUGCCAUUCCAAAAAUUUAAAAUACGAAAUACAAAAGAAAAACAAAAAACAAAUCAAGA
Drosophila grimshawi is the source of this 4393-nucleotide messenger RNA. RefSeq names its product dual specificity protein kinase splA (gene pdm3). Gene Ontology annotation, biological process: regulation of transcription by RNA polymerase II. The record is from RefSeq and is a predicted model, not a curated record. Gene Ontology annotation, molecular function: DNA-binding transcription factor activity, RNA polymerase II-specific; RNA polymerase II cis-regulatory region sequence-specific DNA binding. Bases 270 to 4019 code for a protein of 1249 amino acids. NCBI's taxonomy places the organism in Eukaryota, Metazoa, Arthropoda, Insecta, Diptera, Drosophilidae. The transcript has 14 exons.